Messenger RNA from Menidia menidia (Atlantic silverside), 450 nucleotides. NCBI's taxonomy places the organism in Eukaryota, Metazoa, Chordata, Actinopteri, Atheriniformes, Atherinopsidae. The record is from the annotation of a GenBank genome assembly.
UUGACAGUGUGGCACUCCAGCUGCACGGAAGCUGAAAGGAAGCGACUGCAGAGGGUGACAAACACUGCACAAAAAAUUAUCGGCUGCCCUCAGCCCUCUUUGACUGCCAUCUACAACUCCCGUUGUCUCAGCAGGGCCAGAAACAUCCUGAGGGACGCCACCCACCCCGGCUUCCAUCUCUUCAACCUGUUGCCCUCAGGCAGGCGCUUCAGGCUUCUGACUUUCCAGGGCUUGUUCAAGUUUAAGUGCCCGGCCCUGAAGGAGGGCACGCUGCAGCAGUGCGGCGCCCUGUGGCCGUACCAGGAGGUGCGCCGGCUGGCCGUGCUGACCGCCCAGGAAAUGCACGACUUCGAGCAGAAGAUCGCCCGUCUGGCCGCCAGCGAGUUCUGCGACUUCAAAUCGGUGAGUGAAACCCGAACGAGCCCCAAGAAAGCUCAACUGCUUUACUGA